This is a messenger RNA of Anopheles funestus (African malaria mosquito), 6297 nucleotides long. RefSeq names its product solute carrier family 25 member 35-like. Bases 2231 to 3142 code for a protein of 303 amino acids. The transcript is spliced from 2 exons. NCBI's taxonomy places the organism in Eukaryota, Metazoa, Arthropoda, Insecta, Diptera, Culicidae. The record is from RefSeq and is a predicted model, not a curated record.
UAGAUGUUAAUUUGUUUAGGUGCACUUUGCAAAACUAAAUUUGGUCUAUUUGGUCGAAAUUGAGUCAAUUGUAUCGUUUCCUAUUGAGGCUUUUAUUUCUUGCCAUCACCGGUUUGCAGUUAAUAUGUUAAUUCGCUUUUGGAACUGUCAUUUCCGAGCUGCACGGAUAAUGGGACAGCCGGAUAAAAGGCACCCGGAUAAUAGUUCUUAAAGACGUGAAAAGACGUCUUGGUGUUGGAGUACAAAUUCUAACCGGUUGAAGGACAGUCACCAGAAGAGUUGUAUAACUUUCCGUGCAUUGCUCCGUAACAAGUAAUCCUUGAUCUCUUCCAAACAAGCCAAUAUGUCCCCGAGAGUGGCCUCUUCCAUCAAACACUUAGUUUAAAAAAAAACAAUCUCGUAGGACGUGAUAAGAAUGCGACUUUCUCUUAUCGCACCUACUGUUUCCGACUCAUUCUGACCAUUUGUCCAUGACAAAAUCUCUGACAAGUGACGACUGUCGCUUGUCAGCAAUCUUCGCAAACAAUCCUUGUAAAGUGCAAUAGUGCAUAUGUUUUGACACGCACUGUUUGCUCUGCUCAUGCCUCUAGGCCCAUUGGUACGUGCAUCAUUAGAAGCAGACAGAUUUGAACGGUGCAUCUUGAAGGGAUGAAGUGCAGUUGCAUUUUGAGAUGCAAAUUGAGGACGAAUCCCGAAUGGGGGUGGCAUGGGUAGACAGAAACUGAAACGAUAAAAGCUGUAUCGUCGUAUGAUUCCAGUUUUAAUGACGAUCGCGACACGGAAGAAAGUACAACAUACAUUGAAAGGGAUUAUAUUUUUACACCAUUCCUUUUUUUUAUGAAGGCGUACAAAAGAAACAGAAAGAACGGAAUUUUAAAACGAGACGAUGUGUGAAUACUUGUCGUUUGUUUGCUGAAGUCGCGUAGGCCGAAUGGCCGUCUUCACUGCGCAGUAGUUGAACGUUUAAGAAUAAGACAGAUUUUAUUUCCUUUUGCUUCAUUUCCCGGUUCCCGAUAUUUGGUAUAUUAUUUUUGCUUCCACCAUUGAUAAGUAUUUUAUCAACUAGCGUUCAUGAUGCAUGUUCAGGGGCGAGUUCUUAUCGAACAUUGGAUAGAAUUCCUUGACUCACAACUUUGAGACGAAAGGAAACACAAAAGGGUCUUGUAAGUGAUUAAAGAAAAGCAAACAAAGUCUACAUAGUUGUGGUGUGUGUACAGAGAGGAGGACAGGUUACUCGUUAAGAUCAACCGGUUUCAACUUGUCUCACUAUCCCGGCAGUGGCUUCGACCCAAAGAAUAUUAAAAAUGCAGCACAAGAAAAAAGGGAUCUCUAAGCUUUUGUGUUUGAGCAUAAGAAGAAGGGAACAUUAACCCCGUAGAGCUUAGGAUAGGUUAGGUUGGGUUUUGUUUAGGGACUUUUCUUGCUUCUGGCAUGAUACGCCAGAUUCCGAGGGGAACGACUUGAUUUUUUGUUUGAAUUCCCAACGAGUCACACACUGCAUCGAAGUUAUAAAAUUAUAUUUAAAUAGAAACUUUGAUUGCACAUGAUAGUCUUUGGGAUUUUUUUGGAUUUUUUACCCGCUUUAGUCAACUGGGAUGUUAAAUGGGUCGUCCUCUGUUCUCUGAUAAUCUUCCGAACGUGUAUAUCAUGUAAGGGAAAGUAUUCCUUUCCUGGUGGGAAGAAAUGAUCUUGGGAUGGGUCGAAGUUUUGUUUUGUUUGACGUGUGGGCUGUUGUGACCUGUUUGAUUUAUUGAAUAAAAAACACGUUUGCAUCAUGUAAGCCCUCUGUUUGUUGUGCCCGAAUGUCUUUCGCAAUUUAAUUUGCCCUACAAGUGUUUGGAGUGAAUGGCAAAAAAGUUGAAGUUUGAUAUGACGUAAUAUGCAUUUAUCUUCUUUCUUUCCUAUUUCGCUUUCUGCACCCAAAAAUAUAUCGGUGUGCCUCGUGCUAGUCCGAAAACAAACUAUGAAAUGCCAACACCGAUAAGAUAAGACACUCGCGCUCUCGAGUACGCGACCUGCAACUCAUGCCGCGAAUGCUUAUCCCAACACGCUUAUCACGAACCACUGCUGCUGACCAUUUGCGUGCCGGCGAACAUAGGAAACAGUUUAGAAACAUCUUUGUAUCUCGACUCUUCAGCUCUUCGCGGCGUGCGUGUGUGGCGUGCAGCGCUUUAGGACCGUACUGCAGGUUCGUAACACUUGGCCCACGGAAACAUUCUUGCCACCAACGAUGGAAUUCCUGCUCGGUGGUGCUUCGUCGAUGUGUGCCGUGCUGUUUACGAACCCGUUCGAUGUGCUCAAGACACGCCAACAGCUGGAGGGCGAGCUGAUAGCGAAACAGAAUCUCAAGGAACGUUCCUACAAAGGCAUCCGCCAGUCCGUGAUCACGGUGGUCCGGACGGAUGGUUUGCGCGGCCUGCAGAAAGGACUUCCGGCCGCCUUACUGUACCAAUUUUCGAUGAACGGUGUCCGGCUAGGGACGUACCAGACGGCGGAGAAUCUCGGUUGGACGAAGAGCACAAAGCAUCCCUCGCUGACUCCACUGCUGUCGCUGUUCUGGGGCGGUUGUGCUGGGCUGGCAAGUGCUACCGCAUCCUGUCCAUUCUACGUGGUGAAGACACAGCUACAGGCCGUCACUUCUGGAUCGUACACGGCACGGUUUCAGCAUCACCAUCGUGGAACCGUGUCGGCUUUUGUAAAUAUCUACCAGCAAAGUGGAAUUCGUGGACUGUUCCGAGGGUAUACGGCCACCCUGGCGCGACUUGUCGUUGGAUCAUCCGCCCAGAUGUCAUCGUUCAGUGCGUGCAAAGAGUUCUUCCUGCGCUACCAAGUGUUCCAGGAGUCGAUUGUACUGACCGCAUUGGCUAGCAGCACUGUGGCGGGAUUUCUAACCAGUGUCCUGAUGUCACCGUGCGAUGUUGUGACGACACGCAUGACCAACCAAGCCGUGUCUGCCAACGGGAAAGGCUUACUGUACAGCAACAUUUUUGAUUGCUUCUUGAAGAUCUACCGAUCGGAAGGCAUCCACGGUUACUACAAGGGAUUCGUGCCAAUGUACCUGCGUGUGGCUCCACACACGAUGCUCAACCUUACGUUUUGGGAGUUCUUCAAGGGUCUUCACGAACGAUAUGGAAAGCACUGAUACACGGAACGAUGCAAAACGACGCCCUUGUUCAAACUCUCGAGAUAUCAUUCCCAAGCAUACCUAAAUGGCGCGCGCUACAACAUACAAACGAAUGAUGAAAGACAUAUGACAUAUGUGUACCGUCGUCUUACCGCUUAUCUUAUCAGCAACCGUAGAAGACGUUCUUAAAGGCUUGGCUUUUAUUAAAAACACACACACACACACAUUCACCUACACAAACGCAACUCCACUCCAGUAGUUCGCAUUUCAAAUGCUUGCCACACCUGCUUUGCUUAGCAAAUAUAUUGGUGCUAUAUAAUAGCGAUAAUACAAGUUGGAACAGGGAACCUACAUUGAUAAGAACGGAGGAUCUAAAGAUUCUCGAUACGGUCGUUAAACGAUUAGAUGCUUAGCACAGAAGUAAACUUCCGAUGUACGAUACACUGCACGAGUGACUAAAAAUGGAAAAAAAGCAUAGCAAACGGAACGGAUAUUCUACUCACUUUGGAGUACUUGAAAACGAUGACAUCAGUUCUGCUAGGAUGGAUAGCAAAUGGGAACAUAAUAACAUCAUCAUCUUGUCUGGAUGUUGUCAUUACAGAACAUAUGAACUAGAUCCGAACAGUCGACUCCAUUGUGUGUUUUGAGGAACUUAAAAGCGUCUUCUGGGGUAUGUCUGGUGGUUAGAAGACGGAAUGAUAUCUUCGUUCGGAAUGUAUCUACCUAUGGAAUCAUGGAUGUUCCUCUUUAAUCCCAUAUUGGACAAGAAUUCAGCAAGUCUUUUUAGUUAAAAUCGCAGCUUCAAUGUUUGGUAAGAGAUGUCACAAGCAUCACGAGCCUUGAGGUUUUGCGAUUGAGUGUGAUCUGUAGUUAAUUUACAGUGAUAUUCACAUCUAAUAUUACUAGCUUCUCCAAUAAAAGGUUUAUGAUGAGGUGUGCUUAUGCUGUUAACAUAAACCAAUGCUUGUACCUGAAUGGUUCUGUGGAAACAAAUAAGGCCAAUCCGCAAAUGAGGAUUCAUUGCGGAAUAGGGUCAAUUAAUUCCCCGAAGCAACUUGUAAGGGCGUUCCAUACAUGUGUUAAGUAUUUUUUUUGUAGCAUGCAAACAAUUCCCAAGAACCUUUGAGCUGAACUUGCGACGAUAGCAAUUGCAUAGGCAUGGGAAUGAUUCUGGGAAUAUUGGAACGCAGUGCACAAAAUGUAUCACACCCUUGAAGUUUUUAGGUGACCCAGGUUAGUGUGGUAAAACUAGUCGCAGGUGGAGGAUCGAGUUAGUGAUUGGUGAUCAAGUUUUUUUUUGUAAAGUAUGAAGUAUAUUGUGAUAUAUGUAAAUCCUAGCAGCUAAAGAGCUAACGCUGUUUUCAAUCAUGUUUAUUUUUGUACGGCAAAAUUUCAACCAUAUACUUUCUCCAUUUUGUAUGCGACGACAUAAAGUGGUAAGUGUGUAUACUUUCUCCUUUUUUGCAUCUGCCAUGUCCCAGUUUGCUAGGUCAUCGAUCAGUACCGUCCAAACACCAGGGCGUAUCGUCAUCAUCGGUCGGGAUUGUCGUGAUUGUUUGCUUGUGAACAGAAUCAAUUGAUACCGUUGAAUUAUUGAAAAGUUUCCAUCAUGCCUUACCCCGAUGUGGUCUCGGUAUACGCUAAGUGACGAUAUCGAUUGAGAAGAGUGCCAAUGCAGAACAGUUUACUGCAAAUGUCAUCCCAAUGGACGAGGUACGCCAUUUCCAGCUGGCGUAGGCAAAUACCCUUAAGGGGAAUGGUUUGCAAUUUGGCAUGCGUUCCAGUGACCCGAUCAUUAGGGAGAAAGAGGGAGAACGAACAGAAUGGACUUUCCACUUCCCGUUUGUGUGCGGGUAUCUGGCUGUGGGUACCGUGCUUAGACAGUCGCGGGUCAUAAGGGCUUUACGGUGAUGGCGACGGUUAGGAGUGCAAUUACCUUCGCCUACCCGUAUAUGUGGGCACUUACUUUGCUUGUUCCAGGCCCGCCCUUUCUCCUCUUCGGACUUAGUGGAGUUGGUCGAUUCUUAUUGAGGUCAGACGAGGGUAGAAGAAAAUCCGUUUGAAGAAAUGGGAACCAAAUCUGUUUCAUAACAGGAGUAUUUGUAGGUAUGUAAGUUGCAUUUUUAAGAUUAAUUGUUUUACUGAGACAAAGCUGCUGAACUACUGUUAACAUUACUCCUCGUCUAUUUAUGAGCGAUCUAUGCUCAUUGCUUCAUUACUGCAACUUAACGAAAAGCUUACAUUACAAAAGUGUAUUAAAAGGAAUCUGAUGAAAUAUUAACAAAUUGUUGAUUGAAGCCAUCUAUGUCCCUUUACCCUUGUAGUACGAUAUCGUGACGUUAAUGCCAGCUACUAUACUGCACUUGCCGAACCUAACCACAAAACACGAACAUAGAAUGGAAAUUAGAGGUGCAUGUGGGAAAAUAAUACCCAUUCUAUCGCCCAUUCGACCGCAUGCAUGUACAACAGGUUCGCGUGUAGAUCGCGCGUAGCUUAUUGUUUCAACCGAUCCGGCUUACCCUCACCGACUACAAUGCAUUCGGUGUAGAAAGCAAUGCGAUUUAUGCGCAUUAGGAAACCCUGCCGUGGAAAUUAUCUAACGCCGGCACCCGUGAUGGCGCAUGCUAGAAGGCCUAUCCGGCGAAGGGAAAUACAUAUAGUGGUUGCUGGGGAAUUCCGUUGCAAGGCCACUUCAUCCAACUCAUCCUACCUUUGGUUGUGGAAAGGUGGAAAGUGUUCAGACUGACGGCCGGUUUUUUUUCCUUCCGCAUCAUGGAAAAUGUGGGUCAAUAUUUGUACCCCUUUUUUGCCUCGGUGGGUCCCUAGUCUCUAUGAAGGUGUAUUUACAUCAUCCCUAACACAUGCCUUUGAAUGUUAUCAAUGAUCAAGCAGUAGGAAAAAAAACACAUGUUCAUCAUGCGAUCAAAUUGAUGGAGCCACGCUUAAGUGAGCCAGAUUAGCCAAUGCGAAGGUAAGAAAAAGACACUUAAUGGGGACCCACCAGCUAUUAGGGCAGCGAAAGUGGUGCUGCUGUGCCAUGACGAGUCAUAUGAAAGGCUUCGUUGUCACAAAAACAGCUUUAAUGUGGUCGAAUGUUAGACGUGUGGUUUUUAUUACGUUAUCGUAACCCCGUCACUAAACGCUUAGCAAUUGUCGCGUUUGCGACCGCGAUA